UCGAAAGAGCCCAUAGUCACGACGGUUCUGCCGAGUAUCAUUUGUCAUCACUUGGUUUCACCCGUAUUACUGAUUAUACGGAAUAGGCCAUCAGAGACACUUGUGUGAUCAUGUGGAAGAAUCUUGCCAACCUCAGUCAUGCUCUCGAGACACACAAGCAUAGUCAUACCGCUUCAGCCUUUAUGGAACAACCCUAACUCUGCGAGCCUCAUUUUUAAAGUGAACGGGAGCGAUUGGUCGAUGAUCGAGAACACACUUGUCGAUGAGAAGCGUGAUACAGGGUACGAUGUGCCAGUGUUAAGCUUGACGCCAAGUCUUAAUGUCUUGGACGAUGGGCGUGAUGGCAGACCGCCCGGUCUCGGUAGAUACUUGCUUCGAGCGGUACUUGGAGAUGCGAUUGAAGGAAGUCGACAGAGCUGGGACCUAGAAACUCUUGCUGAUGCUUUCCUAUGGUACGAAAUGGAGUCCCGCCAAGUACUCCUUGACAAUGACCAAGCCGUAAGGGCUGAGAGAUAUCAAGUCCAGUCCAACACCGAUGAAUACACAAUGACAUUUGUUCCAUGGAUUCUCCUGUCUGGACUUGGGAUGUUGGGAGUAGCAUGCGCGUUGACGAUUGGGCUUACGCUCGAUUCUUGGAAGGUAAACUCGCUAAGAAGUGGGAGAAUGUUGGAUUCAAUCCGAUUGACAGCUGAUGUUGGAGUGGCUUUGGAUAAGCAGGUGUUUGAAGAGUGCCCAACCUGGGACGCCACCAGGCUGAACAAGUGUGCCGAUGAGGCUCGGUUCCAGUACGAGCUUGACGCCCAGUUGGAUAGUGCAACUGGUCUUUAUACUCUAGGAACCCGCCUUCGACAAAUCUCACGACCACAUGACUGA
Fusarium odoratissimum NRRL 54006 is the source of this 873-nucleotide messenger RNA. RefSeq lists its product as uncharacterized. The transcript has a single exon. Lineage: Eukaryota; Fungi; Ascomycota; Sordariomycetes; Hypocreales; Nectriaceae. The coding region runs from base 139 to 873 and encodes 244 amino acids. The record is from RefSeq and is a predicted model, not a curated record.